AUGACCACAGAUAUCAUACUGGACCUUCUGAGUGAAGAGUUGAAAGUCCAGGCCUUCAAGUCUUGCCUGGAGAGACUCAGGACAGCCCAACCGCUUGAUCUCGAAACUCUAAGGGUGUGUAUCAAGCUUAGGCCGUCUGAAGACGCCACAGCCAAACCCGGCUCUUCGGUCAAGACGACCCAGUCCGCCAGUCCAUUCUCGGCUUCUCAGGACCAAGAAGAUGCAAGUGCAACUGCACGCCUUGUCGAGAAGCAAACACUCAAUGCGUCACUAUGCGACCUACUUCUCGUUCGCAUUCCACACGAGAAAGUAGACUCAAAUCAUCUCUACAGACUGGCUGAAAUCUUGUGUAGUGACGGCCCUUUUGCACAUCUGCUGUUCAGAAACAACAUUAAUAAGGCCCUUGCUGCACUGGUACCGCAGCUGUCCGGACACGCUCAUGACGAGCAUGUGCAUGAUGAUCAUGAACCUGAGAGCAACUUGCGACAAGCUGCUCGUACAGCAGCAAGCUACUUGACGCUCAUCAAGUGCUCUUACUGGCUCCCGAGUGAUCGUAGCCACAUCAUUGAUCAAGGCUCACUAGAACUCUUAUCACGCUUCGUAGGCCUAACCGCGACAACUGAAAUUGCACUUGAGGCCAUUUCUGCGUUCCUUUCGCUCUUAAAGAGAGGAGAGCCAGUCGUGGUAGCACCCACGACAACGGACACUGAAUCGUGGUUGAGGUUCGAAUCUAGCACUGGACAAGUAGUGUUGUCGGGCUCCAUCAUUGAUAGCUCUCUGUGGGACCAGCUCACCACUGUGGAGCUCAGCUAUCAAACGAAAAGUGAGUCGGCCGUCCCUUGCAAGCAGCCAAGUAUGGUCUUCCGAGCAUGGUUUCAAUGGAUCUCUCAAGCCGUCAUCGACGACCUGCAACUCGACUGCCUGCAAAAUAAUCUCUAUUGGGAGAGGCUUCGGACAGGCUUACUAUAUGGACACGCUGAUCAGCGGAAGUACUGCAUCGGGAUCAUUAGGCAGUCACUGCUUGCGGCGCAGCGCGACAUAGAUACGGAUUUCAUCCGUUACUGCCUCACCGAACGUGUUGCGUAUCUAAAAGCUUUCGAGCAGUACUCUGCCCUCUUCGAGACAAUCGUACUCGAUCGAUAUGCGAACCAGGUUCAGGCAUGUCUACCAGAGUUGACAAAACUACUCGAAGCCAAACUCACGCCGAUGAUGAUAAGUACGUUGCUUUCGGCUGCCCUCAGCCCUAUGGUUCAGGAUGGAGUCCGCAAGCUCGUUGGCAACUGGUAUAUGGAACAUGUCAUAAAGAUUCAAGGCAAUAUCGAGGGACAUUUGCAAUUUCUUCUCGACGGCUUUCUUCCAUGGGCUACCACGGGUGAGUUGUUCACAACCACCGUUGUCGCUACUCGAGAGAGCACUGUUUCAGUGCAUGGCAUGUCUUUGUCAAACCUCAUUGCUCGGUUUGUCUAUGACUCCCAAGUAACCACUCGUCGUGCCAAUUCGAGGGAAUCAAAUUCGCCCGUUGUGCAAUCAGCAGCGGUCGAUAGGCGAGCAGUCAUCAUCGGCGUGCUUGACUUCAUUCUCGAUUCUGAAGGCAAGAUGUUCCAGUUCUCUAUACUGUACCUCUUGGAAGGCUUGGUGAAAGGCCUUCAAAUGUGUGCAGAAGAUUUACCAUUAGGCGUUCCCCUGACUUCUGCUGAGAUUGACAAGAUCUCGCGCAUCUCACGUCUUCCUGGACUUCCGGAGAUUGCCGGCGAUUUAUACAGAGAGUAUUGUGCACAAAUCUGUGAUUUGACCAGCUCAGGCUGGAGGGACAUCGACAUGCUAGCUUACCAGCAAAUCCUACACGGAGCACUCAAAUUGACAACACCCGUCGAGUCAAGAGCCAGGGUGGAAAACAGCGGGCCACGCGCAGAAUCACCGAUGACAUUACAGGACAUACGCAAUGACCUAGAGUCGUCACAUCACCACUGCAUCCAAGGAGAAAACUUCGCGAUCAUGUGCAAGAAGCUGACGAAAAUACUUGAUCGGACAGACUCUACUUCAAUCAGUUAUUCGGAUCUCUAUCUCAUCCUAGAUGCCUUCUGGGAGGAGACAGAUCGGCGGCAAUUCAUCAGACCUGUUGCCAUACACAUACCUCGUCUACUUUUUCACCCUACUUGUGCACAAGUUUGCAUUGCGCAACAGUCGGAGCUGGAUGGGGCAACAUCAAACCAUGAUUUAAGUGCUUUGCUCUUGAAGGCCCUGGACCGUCUUCAAAGCCUUGCUGAGGGUAGAAUAUACAUUCUUUCUACGCUCGCAAUGUCAGUCCGCCGGGCUGUCCUGGCCUAUCCUGAGCUUAUUGGAGUGCUUCAGCUCGAAACAUACAUCUUACACUUCCUGAACAAUCCGCCAACAAUCAAGUCCGAGUUUUUGUUCGAGGUCAUUGCUGCGGAGAAGCUCCAGCAAACGCGACCCCACAGGUCUUACAAAGCGUAUUACGGUUCAAGAGAAUGGUACGCAUACGCUGCAAUAUUCGAUCUGCUACAGCACUUUCCCGAGCAGCAAACAGAAGCCGCCAAACGGGUGUUUGAUAGCCUACUCGAACCGUGGAAGAACCAACGUCCUGGAGCUCCAAUCAUAAGCAGGUGGAAGAAUGUGCUUCAACUACAAGCUAUGCUGUUACUAGUCGACUUCUGUGUGCCCUUAUCCGAUGCGGAUACAUAUUUGACCUAUCUUAGGCACGCUUUGACUCUUGAGGCGUGGCCUCGUUACAGGUUUCUACUUGAAUGGAUCACAGCCCGGAUCUACAACCGCUGUCCAGGCAAAGCUUCUCAGAUUCUUGAAGACUUCUCUAAGCUGGAUGAGAACAGUUCGACUCAUAUAGCCAGUCUCAUGAAGUUGGCAGUUUUGGUUGCUCCGCUGGAGAGCGAGAACUUUUCCGUCACGUAUAUGAACCAUUUAACAAGCUUGGCUGCAAGCCCGAAGGUCCAGAUAAGGCAUGAGUCGAAUUAUGCCAUUCCAAUCAUCUUUGAUCUCGCUUCAAGUAGGAACUGGAAGAGAAUUACAGACAAUCCGCCUAUUCGAAAUCUCGACGGUUUCAUUCGGAGUUUGGACAAGUUUCAAGCCACACCAUGGACAAUCCGGACCCUGAAGCUCGAUGCUGUAGACGACUUUACGCUAGUAAACAUAAUUCAGGGCCAGUAUCUUACCAUCGAAUCACCAGAGAAAGCUCGAGUUGCGUAUGAGGACUUCAUAGCACUUCACGAGGACGAUCGUAUGUCUGGUGUGGCCGUUCCACCUGAGCGCAUACCGUUGGGAGAACGUUUACCCUCCAAGAACGUUACAGACAACCAAGUAACCCGUGUUGCACCACAACAAGCCGUCAGCCGGCCGACUGGUGCGUCACCAACCUUCUUCCAGACUAAAUCCGGCUUCGACCUGAGUUCUCUACACCCGCAUGCCGGCCCACCGAGCGAACAAAACCAACGGCCAGCUUCUGUAAUCCUGGUAGCGUCACUUAUCGAAAACUGUACCAACGUGGGUGGUCUCUCACGUGUGGCUGAAAGUUUUGGACUGGAGGCUCUAUACAUUGGAGAUUUGCGGCAGACUGCGCACAAGGACUUCAAAGCCACGAGUGUGACCUCGGAGAAGCACUUCCCUAUCCACGAGCUCAAGGCUGGAGGCGUACCGGACUUCCUAAUUGCCAUGAAGAGAAACGGUUAUGUCGCUGUUGGCAUUGAGCAGACGGACCAAAGCAGCAUAUUGGGGACCGAGGACACUGGAAAUGCUAGCCUUGGAAUUUUACCGCGAAAAUGUGUCUUGGUGCUUGGAAGCGAAAAGGGGGGCAUCACUGCAGAGGUUCUGGCGGCUCUCGAUCGUUGUGUGGAGAUCAGGACGGUCGGGGUGACCAGGAGUCUAAAUGUCCAGACUGCGGGAGGUAUUGCAUUAUACGAGUGGUGGAGGAAAUGGUAUGGCAAGCACUAG
Molecule: messenger RNA, 3963 nt
Organism: Parastagonospora nodorum SN15
Lineage: Eukaryota; Fungi; Ascomycota; Dothideomycetes; Pleosporales; Phaeosphaeriaceae
Exons: 5
Coding region: 1-3963 (1320 amino acids)
Biological process (GO): tRNA methylation
Molecular function (GO): RNA binding; tRNA (guanine) methyltransferase activity
Source: RefSeq, a predicted model, not a curated record